ACCUUUUAAGACAGAUGAAUCUCGACUCCUUCACCUCCACUUCCGACGCACAAUAACAUGACUGACCACGCACUCAAUGAGCUCCCUCAUUCUGGCCUUGUGACUCAUAGUUCAGCCGUGGAGCCCGUCGGGUCCACAAACAUCCAGACCGCUGAAGCCGCCAUUCUACUUCAAGUUCACCGGGUGAACGGUCUACGCGAUCUUGAUGAAGAUGAUGAGGCACACAGGGAUGCUGGUGAAGACUCGUCUGACGGCGAAGAUGAAACAUUCAUAUGGCGCCCCAGGGGCUCGAUGACCGCUGUUACAAGCGGCAUUCCGAGUCAGAAACGUGGCACAAGGAAACCCUCGUCCGCUUCUAUCGGCAACAAGUCGACUACUGCUUCUGGUCAAGCAAAGACACCUGCGAACGUCAAUACUGGCAAGGAUGGCUCCAACGCUCAGCAUCAAUCUACGUCCGCUACACCUCAACGUCGCUGAGAAGUUGAUGCCGUCGAUGGAACCGAUUUCACUUGCAUAGUACACACUCUUCCGCGGACCGCUGUUUGUAGUUUCCCCAUCAAUUCCAGUUCUCCGUACUCUUCGAUUCACGCUCGAGAAUGCUACACCUAUACUCUGUGCGUUUGGUGGUAUAAAUCCGAUCCGGUCUGGAAAUCUUCUCUUCGAUACUUCAAGUAAGGCGGUGCUUUGUUCAUGGUGCAGUGUAUCAAUUUGUUUUUGAGGCUGUUCGAGGCCCACCGGAAGCCCCUGAUUUUAUCCCCGG
This is a messenger RNA of Postia placenta MAD-698-R-SB12, 760 nucleotides long. RefSeq lists its product as hypothetical. The record is from RefSeq and is a predicted model, not a curated record. The coding region runs from base 58 to 477 and encodes 139 amino acids. The transcript has 4 exons. NCBI's taxonomy places the organism in Eukaryota, Fungi, Basidiomycota, Agaricomycetes, Polyporales, Adustoporiaceae.